Molecule: messenger RNA, 457 nt
Organism: Balearica regulorum gibbericeps (East African grey crowned-crane)
Lineage: Eukaryota; Metazoa; Chordata; Aves; Gruiformes; Gruidae
Product: histone H2B 8
Cellular component (GO): nucleosome
Molecular function (GO): protein heterodimerization activity; structural constituent of chromatin; DNA binding
Source: RefSeq, a predicted model, not a curated record
AUGCCGGAACCAGCUAAAUCCGCUCCCGCUCCGAAGAAGGGCUCCAAGAAAGCCGUCACCAAGACGCAGAAGAAGGGUGACAAGAAACGUAGAAAGACUAGGAAGGAGAGCUACUCGAUCUACGUGUACAAGGUGCUGAAGCAGGUGCACCCCGACACGGGCAUCUCGUCCAAGGCCAUGGGCAUCAUGAACUCCUUCGUCAACGACAUCUUCGAGCGCAUCGCCGGCGAGGCCUCGCGCCUGGCGCACUACAACAAGCGCUCCACCAUCACCUCGCGGGAGAUCCAGACGGCCGUGCGGCUCCUGCUGCCCGGCGAGCUGGCCAAGCACGCCGUCUCCGAGGGCACCAAGGCCGUCACCAAGUACACCAGCUCCAAGUAGAGCGCCUCGGACCGUCAGUUUUAACCCAAAGGCUCUUUUAAGAGCCACCCACGUUUUCAGUAAAAGAGUUGUUCAC